AUGAAGAGUGAGAUGAAGUCGCUUGAAGAACACAGCACAUGGAAGCUAGUGGACAUGCCACCGGGCAAGAAGGCCGUUGGCUGCAAGUGGGUCUUCAAGAUUAAACGCGAUCCAAGUGGCGAGAUCAUUAAGUUCAAGGCACGCUUGGUUGCGAAAGGGUUCACGCAGCGUCCUGGCAUCGACUAUAACGAGACCUUCGCACCAGUGGCGCGCAAGGAAUCUAUCAACACAGUGUUGGCGAUCGCUGCAGCUGAAGACCUGGAAGCAGAAAACGUUGAUGUCGACACAGCGUUUCUCUACGGUGAAGUGGAAGAGGAGAUCUACAUGGACCAACCUGACGGUUUUGAAGAUGAAGGAAGCCCGAAUAAGAAGUGUUUGCUGCAGAAGGCGCUAUACGGGACGAAGCGAGCGGCGCGGCAGUGGAACAACAAGUUGAGUCAGCACUUGGUUGAUCAAGGAUUCAAGAGCAGUACAGCGGACCCGUGUGUGUUCGUUCGAGUGACAAGAGAGGAGUACAGCAUCAUCGUGAUCUACGUGGACGACUUGAUGAUUUUCUGCAAGACGAAAGAGCACAUCGCAAGUAUCAAGAACUCAUUGAUGGAAGAUUUCAGCAUUAAAGAUCUUGGAGAUCUCAAGUACUGCCUCGGGAUCGAGAUUCAUCGCAAGCGCGAAGAUGGAACGAUCAAGAUGAACCAGAAGGCGUACAUCAAGCGACUGUCGGAGAACUUCGGCGUUGAGAACUGCAAGGACGUGCACACGCCAGCGGACAGUAACUCGAAGCUGAUCAAGAUGGGUCAAGAGGAAGCGUUUGUACCAAAGUACCCAUACCGUGAGCUGGUGGGCGCUUUAAUGUACAUCGCCACAUGUACACGACCGGACAUUGCGCAUGCGGUUGGCGAAGUUGCGAAGUUUUGCGAGCGCUACGACAAGUCGCAUUGGACAGCAGCAAAGCGGAUUCUCAAGUAUCUCAAGACGACUCAAGACUUAAGCAUCGUGUUUAGCGGCAUCAACAAGGGAGAGCUGAUUGGAUUUGCGGAUGCAAACUGGGCUGGCGACCUCGACACGCGGCGUUCGACAACAGGAUACGUUUUCUUCCUGAACGGAAGCGUGAUAUCGUGGAAUUCGAAGCGUCAACCAACGGUCGCGACCUCAAGUACGGAAGCAGAGUACAUGAGUCUCUACAGCGCGACACAGGAAGCAAUUUGGCUUCGAGGUCUGCUUAAGGACCUGAACUACUGUGCCAAGAACGCGACGACGAUUUUUCAAGACAAUCAAGGUUGCAUCGCGCUGGCCAAGAAUCCUGUGUACCACUCGCGCACGAAGCACAUCGACAUCAAGUUUCACUUUUUGCGAGAAAAGGUUGCAAGUGCAGUGAUCGCGCUAGAGUUCAAGCCGACAGAAGAAAUGGUCGCGGAUGGAUUCACCAAGGCUCUUCCAAGAGACAAGCACAGCAAGUUCAUCACGGGUCUGUGCAUGGCGGUGUAG
This is a messenger RNA of Peronospora matthiolae, 1485 nucleotides long. NCBI's taxonomy places the organism in Eukaryota, Oomycota, Peronosporomycetes, Peronosporales, Peronosporaceae. The record is from the annotation of a GenBank genome assembly.